CCUCUCCGCUCUCCUCUUCCCCCCUUUCUCUCUUCAAAACCUGCCUCGUCUCUCCGAUCGCCAUUCACCCUCCCUCCAUUUCUCUCUCACUCUCCUCCACCGCCGCCUUCGCCACUUCUUCUUCUCAUCACUAGCUUAGCCGCUUCACUGCUUCACUUCGCUUCCGAUCACGACCGGUAUGGUGCUGGUCUCCAAUAUCGACGGCGGAAGUCAGGUAGUCUCGCUUCGGGUUCGGAAGACCAUCCAGUCCAUCAGGGAAGUCGUCGGGAACCACUCCAAUGCCGCUAUCUACGCCGUGCUGAAGGAGACCAACAUGGAGCCCAACGAGACCGUGCAGAAACUGCUCAACCAAGAUCCGUUUCAUGAGGUGAAGAGAAGGGACAGGAAGAAAGAGGCUCAGCACACAGGUUACAGAGGUUUUGCUGAUACUAGAAAGCAAGUGGAGCAGAACAUUCCAUCGGGAAAACUAUAUAGAUUGUGGAAUCAAAAUUCUCAUAGAGGAGGGUUUACUCGGAAUUUGGUUCCUGAUGCAGGAAUCAGUCACGAAUUCCGCAUCGUAAGGGACAACAGAGUGAGCCAAAAUGUUAAUAAGGAUGCUUUGCAAGAAGAAAAUAAGCAAUUAGUUCCUGGCAAUGAGCAAACUAUGCCAGAUGUUCCAGAGAAGAGCUCUACCAGAGUUCCCUCUGAUCAAAAGCACUCUGUUUCUGCAAAUUCAGACGAGUGUCUUAUAUCAGCAUAUUUUGAUGAGUCCAGUCAUGUACCUGAUUAUGUCCAAGAUGAAAAGUCAAGUGGUACAAAAAGUCCAUCACAACAGGACAAGUGUGAAGCAAUAGCAUCUGUUGUACAGAAUGAAACACAGACUUCAGGGUUACCAAAUAGCUUUAUUGGGAUGUCCUCUUCAUCUUCAGAUCCAGUUCAUGUUCCAUAUCUUGAUUCUGCAUCAGCUGGUAAAGUGGGGGCUAUUCAGCACGAAGUUGGAGUAGUUGGCUUUCGAAGACAGACUUCUGAUCAUCCUGAAAAUCGUUCAUCUGUUUCAAAUAGCUUCCUCUCAAGUUCUUUAUCAGGAAAGAAUAUUUGUUUCUCAGUGGAAUCAACUGGACAUCAGGCUUACACAUCUAAGAGUCAUUCACUAAACCAAAUUUCUCCAUCAGCCGCCGAUCUGUAUAGCACGUCCUUAAGCAUACAAUCACAGGGUUUCUACCACAAUAGCAGAUUACACCAACAGUCUCUGAGUCAGCAGAAAGCUAUUCAGCCCAUCAUGAAGUGGAAGCCUAAAACUAGACCAAAACCCAAUAUUGUCAACAAUGGUGUGCCUGGAAUUACUUCAGCUUCUCCAUCUUGUGCUGUUAGUUCUUGUGUCUCACGACCAGUGGGAAAAACCAGAUCUGAGAAAUUGUCACAAGAUUGUAGUUUGGAUAGUCAACAUGUGAUCAUACCACAGCAUCUUCUAGUGCCACAGUCAGAGUGCAUGCAGCUGAUAUUUGGAAGUUUUGGUACUGGGUUUGACACAUCCAAGGGGUUUGCCUCUGUUCCUCAUCAAUCAGGAAGUGCAGAGCAGUUGGAUGACGAACCUUCUGACAGGGACAGUCUGCAUGACCAGUCUAGUACUUCGCCAUGUGGCUCUUCUGUGUCAGCUGCAGAAUCACAGGAGCCACCACCUGAAAAUAAUGGUUGUUUAAGUCCUCAAACUAUUCAGACUUAUGAUGAUAUUAGAUUGGUGGAGAGCAACAGCCCUCCUUUCAAUACACAGGAAGAGCAGCAGCUACAAAAUCCUCAUAGCUUGCCAAGUUUCUCGGCAUAUGACAACCAAAGUAGUUAUGAUGUCCCAUUUUUCAAAACAGUAAUGCAAGAUAAUGUACAUGCCCAAGGUUCAACUUCAUCAUCAGAGCAGGUCUUGAGUUUUCAUGCCGCCUGUAGCAGUUUUUCUAGUUUGGCCAUGGCACAGCAGCAACAACUUGUUCAACAGCAGCAGCCGAUUGUGCAGCUGUACCCACAAAUUCAUAUGCCCCAUUUUCCAAACUUUGUGCCUUAUCGUCACAUUAUUUCUCCAGUUUAUGUUCCACAAAUGGCCAUGCCAAACUAUGCCAGCAACACUGGGUAUCCUCAUCCCUCCACUGUGAAUAGUUAUGUUCUGAUGCCUGGAGGAAGCCCACACAUGCUGGCAAGCAAGUGUGCAACCACACAGUAUAGACCAAUUGCUGCUGGCAACCCAACCGGGUGUGGAACCUACACCAAUCCUGCUAGUUUUGCCAUCAGUUUCCCUGGUGCUGUCAGUAACACAACAAGCCAAGAAGACUUGAACAGUGUCAAAUACAAAGACAACAAUGUCUUUGUUCCAAACCCACAGUUGGACACAUCUGAUAACUGGAUUCUGACGUCACGAGAGCUUCCAAACUUACAGUCAGCACCAUAUUAUAGCCUAUCAGGGCAAGCACUACAAUCAGCAUUCUUGCCUGCCCAUGCUGAUCAUGCUGUUUUUAAUGCCACACGAAAUACUUCUCAUGUGCAGUACCCAGGCUUGUACCCUCAACCUCAGCCAACCUCCAUGGUGAAUUCACAUCACUUGCUGCAGCAGCAGGUCCCACCAGCCAUAGGUGGGAGUCUUGGACUCGGCAUCGCAUCUCCUGGGCCACAGGUUGGUGGUAACCGUCAGCAGACCCAGCUUGGACACCUCAACUGGGCAGCCAAAUUUUGAAGGAAGAAAUCAGUUUGUUGUUAGGGCUGAAGUAGGUUUAUAUAUGCAUAAAUGCAUAAGUCUUGUUUGUAAUGGAAAACAAGCUUUUCACAUUUUAAUAACUGGACAGUUUUUCUGAAUCAGUAGAGCUUUACUUCUUGUUUUCUUUUCA
Messenger RNA from Musa acuminata subsp. malaccensis (wild Malaysian banana), 2846 nucleotides. RefSeq lists its product as uncharacterized. Gene Ontology annotation, molecular function: protein binding. The record is from RefSeq and is a predicted model, not a curated record. NCBI's taxonomy places the organism in Eukaryota, Viridiplantae, Streptophyta, Magnoliopsida, Zingiberales, Musaceae.